UUAGCUUGUGUUUAUCUUCAAUACCCAUUUCUUUCUUUUGCUUCCUAUACACCCAUUUUCAUUCAAAAGAAGAUUUUCUUGUUGUGUGAUGGAGAAUUGGGGCAAUAAUCCUCUGCAGCUCAAGUCCUUGAAUCACAUUUCUCUACUGUGCAGAUCACUUGAGAAAUCUCUUGAUUUCUAUCGGUCUGUUCUUGGGUUCUUCCCUAUUAGGAGGCCUGAUUCCUUUGACUUUGAUGGUGCAUGGCUAUUCAGCUAUGGCAUUGGCAUACAUCUCCUCCAAUGUGAAGACCCUGAAAAGUUGCCCAAGAUUAAGAGGAUCAACCCCAAAGACAACCACAUUUCCUUUCAGUGUGAGAGCAUGUCAACAGUGGAAAGAAAGCUGCAGGAGAUGGGGAUAAUCUACGUGAAGACCAGGGUAGAAGAAGGUGGGAUCCACGUUGAUCAGCUGUUUUUCCACGAUCCAGAUGGCUUGAUGAUCGAGAUUUGCAAUUGUGACAAUCUCCCAGUGGUUCCCUUAACAGGAGAAACCGUCAGAUCAUGUUCAAAGAUCAGUUGCAAUGUGCAUCAACAACAGCAGAUAAAACAACAACAACAAGCAGUUCAAAUAAACCAAUAGUACUUAA
Molecule: messenger RNA, 623 nt
Organism: Morus notabilis
Lineage: Eukaryota; Viridiplantae; Streptophyta; Magnoliopsida; Rosales; Moraceae
Exons: 3
Coding region: 89-616 (175 amino acids)
Source: RefSeq, a predicted model, not a curated record